Camelina sativa (false flax) is the source of this 2626-nucleotide messenger RNA. RefSeq names its product zinc finger BED domain-containing protein DAYSLEEPER. The record is from RefSeq and is a predicted model, not a curated record. Gene Ontology annotation, molecular function: DNA binding; protein dimerization activity. NCBI's taxonomy places the organism in Eukaryota, Viridiplantae, Streptophyta, Magnoliopsida, Brassicales, Brassicaceae.
AAAAAACGAAAGCCGAAACAAAAAGAGAACCGAGCCAUUCGCUGGAGUCAUAUUAGCUGAGCCUUAAAAAAGUCUCAAAUCCCUAAAACCAGCCGAGCGAUUGAGCCAAGCUACUGUGCCCUAGCUCCUCUCCUCCGUCAAAUUCGCCCCAAACCAACGGAUCUGCCGUCGUGACCAAUCCCUCAGAUCGGCGAACAUCUGACUCAAAGCUCAUCUCUCCCUUAAAUCGGCUCAGAUCUCUUUGGCUCAGAGAGAUCCAACGCCGAUCCAUCCUCCUACUCCUCUCUGUUCUGGCGGCUGUUUCUGCUUUCCCUCCAAAUAAUUAAAAAACAAAACUUUCCCUUUCUCGCAACCGUUUUAUUCUCGUUACAGAUGGAUUGGAAUGUAAACAAUGCAUUCAAAACCUACAAAGAGAUGGAACCUAAAGCUAUAAUGGAUAUGAGUCUUGUUCAACACCCUGAUCCCAUUGACAUUGGAUUAGGCUCUUCUUCUUCUGAUAAAGCUAAUACUGUUACCCCUAAACGUAAGAAGACAAUGACAUCUGUCUAUCUCAAGUAUUUUGAGACUGCACCAGACAGCAAAACUCGGAAAUGCAAAUUCUGUGGACAAAGCUACUCCAUUGCUACAGCCACUGGAAACCUUGGAAGGCAUCUGGCUAAUAGACAUCCAGGCUAUGAUAAGUCAGCAGAUAUUGUCACAGUACCACAGACACCACCGGUUGUUGUGAAGCCGUCACAAUCUCAGUCGAAAGCACAAGCACCGCAACUCGAUUAUGAUCAUCUUAACUGGUUAGUUCUUAAGUGGCUUGCUUUGUCAUCGCUUCCUCCCUCUACUGUAGACGAAAGUUGGUUGGGAAACUCUUUCAAAUUUCUUAACCCAGCCAUCCAGUUAUGGCCGGCUGAGAAAUAUAAAGCUAUACUUCAUGAGGUUUUCAGAAGUAUGCGGGGAGAUGUGAAGACAUCUUUGGAGCAUAUCCAAUCCAAAGUUUCUGUCACGUUAGGUUUCUGGAGUUCAUAUCAAAACAUUUUUUAUAUGAGCGUUACAGGGCAAUGGAUAGAUGAACACUGGUCUUCUCAUAGAUUGCUGCUGGACAUUUGUCGGAUUCCUUAUCCCUCUGGGGGUUCUGAGAUCUUUAGCUCCCUUUUGAAAGUCCUUAAGAUAUAUGCCAUUGAAGACAGGGUUCUAUGUUGUACACAUGACAACAGCCAAAACGCUAUUCACGCUUGUCAUGCCCUGAAGGAGUACUUGGAUGGUCAAAAGGUCUUGCCUUUCUGCUAUAUCCCCUGUGCUGCUCAAACUUUGAAUGAAAUUAUUGAUGAGGGGUUAGCUACUAUAAAGCCCAUAAUCUCAAAGGUCAGAGAGUUCACACAGGAGUUAAACGGAUCGAUAGAGCUAUCAGAUGAUUUCAUUCAGUUGACAACAGCUUAUCAAGAAGGCAACUGGAAACUUCCGAUAGAUACUUCGUCUCGUUGGAGUGGCAAUUACCAGAUGGUCAACAUCUUGUGCAAGGCUGGCAAGUCCUUGGACUCGGUGAUUAGGAACACUGAGAAUUGUCUAGAGAACAGAAUGAUGUUGACGUCUGCAGAGAAGAACGCGGUGACUAUUGUCCAUAGUUACUUGGAUUUGGAUUCAUUCCACAAGACCACUCAAGAUAUGUGCACGAACAAGGAUCUCACGGUUGGUCUGGCACUGCUCUUCAUGGAUAACAUAUCUGAGAUGAUCACGACUUGCCAAAAAUCAUGCCACAAUCCAGACUGGCUAAGAACUUGUGCUGAAAGCAUGGCUCAGAAGGCCAGAAGUUACAACACCCAAGUGUGCAACGUGUUCACUUACAUUACAGCCGUUCUUGACCCGCGGAUCAAAACAGAGUACAUUCCAGAGACGAUAAAUCUCGAAAGCUAUAUAGAUGAAGCAAGAACCCAUUUCAUUCGUAACUAUUCCUCCUCUCAUUUCACAUCUUCCAUGAGUAGCGGGUACCGUCCUCAGGACAUGGAUGAAGGAGGAGGAGGGAAUAUCUCAUUUGCAGAGGAAAUCGCUAGAAGGAAAAGAAGAGGAAGUAUGAGUAACAACGUUGUCGAUGAACUAACUCAGUACUUAUCAGAGUCUAUAGUCCCGAUGCAAACCGAUGUGUUGGAUUGGUGGAAGGUAAACAGCGGAAGAUACCCUCGGCUUUCCAACAUGGCUCGUGAUUUCCUUGCGGUUCAGGCGACUUCCGCUGCACCGGAAGAGAUAUUUUGCGGUAAAGGCGAAGAGAUUGAUAAGCAAAAGUAUUGCAUGCCUCAAGAUAGCACGCAGUCUGUUCUUUGUAUCAGAUCAUGGAUUGAAGCUGGUAUGAAACUGAAGUUCAAGUCUAAUGAGAUUGACUAUGAACGGCUAAUGGAGUUAGCUGCCACCGUGGGGGCCGAUAAUUCUGUAGGAGGUUUAGACAAGAAUCAACAUACUAGGUGAGAUUCUUUUUUAGUGUUUGUACUAAAGAAACGAGUUGUCUUACUUUUUUAGCAUGAGUUGUAUGUAAUUUUGCAUAGUGGGGUGAGUGGAGGAGGAUUUGUAAAGACUUUAGUGUUAGAGUUGGUUUUAUGAAAACCAAUCUGGUUAACUUUCUUAAUUAAACCAUAUGUUCCUUUCA